This is a messenger RNA of Arvicanthis niloticus (Nile rat), 4030 nucleotides long. RefSeq lists its product as uncharacterized. Gene Ontology annotation, cellular component: nucleus; nucleoplasm. Gene Ontology annotation, molecular function: DNA-binding transcription activator activity, RNA polymerase II-specific; RNA polymerase II cis-regulatory region sequence-specific DNA binding; DNA-binding transcription repressor activity, RNA polymerase II-specific. Gene Ontology annotation, biological process: negative regulation of transcription by RNA polymerase II; regulation of immune system process; regulation of cytokine production. The record is from RefSeq and is a predicted model, not a curated record. Lineage: Eukaryota; Metazoa; Chordata; Mammalia; Rodentia; Muridae.
UUGACCUAUGAUGAUGUGCAUGUGCACUUCACUCGGGAGGAGUGGUCCUUGCUGGAUCCAUCUCAGAAGAGACUUUACAAAGAUGUGAUGCUGGAGACCUACAGGAACCUCAUUGCUAUAGGCUACAAUUGGGAAGACCAUAAUAUUGAAGAACAUUGUCAAAGUGAUAGAAGAUAUGGAAGGCAUGACAGAAGUCCUGCUGGAGAGAAAUCCUAUGAAUAUACACAAUGGGAGAAAGCCUUCACAUAUCACAGUCAUCGUCAAAAGCAUGAAAGAAUUAAAACUCGAGAGAAACCCUCUGAAGGCUUUCAACAGAGUGAAGCCCUUGCAUGUCAUAGUAGUCUCCAAAUACAUGAAAGAACAGAUACUGGAAAGAAACCCUACAAAUGUAAUCAAUGUGAUAAAGCCUUUUUACAACACAAGUAUCUUCGGAUACAUGAAAGAACACAUACUGGAGAGAAACCCUACAAAUGUAAUCAGUGUGAUAAAACCUAUACACGAAAGAGUCAUCUCCAAAUACAUAAAGUAAUACAUACUGGAGAGAAACCCUACAAAUGUAAUCAAUGUGAUAAAGCCUAUUCACGACAACGGACUCUUCGAACACAUGAAAGCACACAUACUGGAGAAAAACCCUAUGAAUGUAAUCAAUGUGGUAAAGCCUUUGCACUUCAGUCUACUUUGACCAUGCACAAAAGAACACAUACACAAGAGAAACCCUAUGAAUGUAAUCAAUGUGGUAAAGCCUUUGCACAUCAGUCUACUUUGACCAUGCAUAAAAGAACACAUACACAAGAGAAACCCUAUGAAUGUAAUCAAUGUGGAAAAGCCUUUGCAUAUCAUUCUGCUUUGGCCAUACAUAAAAGAACACAUACACAAGAGAAACCCUAUGAAUGUAAUCAGUGUGGAAAAGCCUUUGCACAAAGCAGUCAUCUCCGAACACAUAAAGUAAUACAUACUGGAGAAAAACCCUACAAAUGUGAUCAAUGUGGAAAAGCCUUUUCACAACAGAGUCAUCUCCGAAUACAUAAAAGAACACAUUUUGGAGAGAAGCCCUACAAAUGUAAUCAGUGUGAUAAAUCCUUUGUAUCUCACACUUCCCUUCUAAGUCAUGAAAGAAUUCAUACUGGAGAGAAACCUUACAAAUGUAAUCAAUGUGAUAAAACCUUUUCUCAACCCCAAAGUCUCAAACAACAUAAAAGAACACAUACUGGAGAGAAACCCUACAAAUGCAAUCACUGUGAUAAAGCCUUUGCACAAAGCAGUAGUCUCCAACUGCAUACAAGAACACAUACUGGAGAGAAACCCUAUGAAUGUAAUCAGUGUGGUAAAGCCUUUGCAUAUCACUGUGGUUUGUCCUCACAUAAAAGAAUGCAUACUGGAGAGAAACCUUAUAAAUGUAAUCAAUGUGGUAAAGCUUUUGCACAUUCCAGUACUCUCCAAUACCAUAAAAGGAAUCAUACUGAAGAAAUCCCAUGAAUGCAAUCAUUGUUGUGAAACCUAUGAAAAUCAUAAUAGUCUCUUAAAACAAAAGGAAUUGUCUGGGAGAGGAACCCUAUGAAGCUAUUUAACAUGGUAAGGUCUUUUCACAUUGCUGUAGUCUUCAUUAUCAUGGAAGUAUGCAUACUGUAGAGAGAUCAUAUGAACAGAAGAAAUGUGGUAAAGCUUUUGCACAUCACAGUUAUCUUUUAAUGUAGAAAAGAAUAGGUAUCAGAGAGAAAUCCUGAAAGUAUGAUAGAAGUCAUACUUUUACAACAUAAUAUUUUUUUAUUUUUACAACAUAGUAUCUCUGAAUACAUUAAAGAAAAACUUAGUGGUGAGAAACACUAUGAAUGAAUCAGUGUGGAAAACACAUUGUAUAACAUGGUCAUCUUUUAAUAAAAGAACACAUACUAGAAAGAAACACUUUGCAUAUAAGCAAUGUGGUAAAGACAUGAAACCAUACUGAACACUAUGAAGGUAUUCAGUAUGGUGAAGUCUUUGCAUGUCACAGUUCUCUCCAGAUACACAAAAAAAUAAUGCUGGAGAGAAACCCUACGAAUAUAAUUGAUGUGAUAAACCAUUUUUACAACACAGUUAUCUUUGAAUACAUCAAAAAACACAUAUUGAAGAGAAAACCUGUGAAUGUCAGCAGUGUGGUAAAGCUUUCAUAUUAAGAUGAACUUCACCUAUAUAAAAAUAUAUAUAAUGGAGUAAAACUCUCCAAAUGCAAUCAGUGUGAUAAAGCCUUUUUACAUAACAGUUAUUUUCAAAGGCAUGCAAAGAACCAUCCUGAAGAGAAACCUUAUAAAUGUAUUUAAUAUUGCAAAGCCCUUGGACAUUUCUGUAACCAUCAUCAUCAUGAAACUAUUCAUACUGGAGUGAAAACCUGUGAGUGCAAGCAACGUGGUAAACCCUUUGCACACCACAGUUAUCACUAAAUGCAGAGAAAACCACAUACUGUAGAGAAACCCUAUGAAUGGACUCACUGUGGUAAAGCCUUUGCAUAUCACAGUAGUCUCUGAAUACACAAAAGAACACAUUCUGGAGAGAAACUAUGAAUGUAAUCAAUGUAAUAAAACAUUUGUGUGUGACAGUCAUCUUUGAAUAUAUAAAAGAGCAUAUACUGGAGAGAAACACUAUGAAUAUAAACAACGUGGUGAAGCCUUUGAAUGUAGCCAUAGUUUUUCAUGAUAAAAGGAAAUCAUAAAGCAGAGAAACCCUAUAAAUGUAGUUAAAUGUGUUAAACUUUUACACAUUUUACAUUUUAGUUUAGUCUUUACAAAAGAGUAAAACCUUUAGUGUGUAACCAAUCUGUUAAAGCCUUUGCGUAUCACAGUAGUGUUUGAGGAUGUGAAAGAACUCAUAAUGAAGGGAAUCUGACUAUGAAGGAUUUAGUAAGAUUCAGCUACACAAGAUUCUUCUGGAGCAAAAUAAUUUGAUGAGUGUCAACCAUCUAUUCAAGUACAGUGUUCCCUUUUAUUUCAAUUGCACCUGCAAACUCAUCUGCAUAAAACCACUAUGGAUUUAAGUGAUAAGCUAAUAACUCUUAGAUUUCACAUGUCUCUUUAAUUACACAAAAACUCAUCCAGGUAUAAAACUUUAUGGGUGUGUAUUUAAUGUCUUUUCUGUUGCUUUGAUAAAACAUAAUGUCUAGGGCAACCUAUAAGCCAGUUUAAUUUGACUUAUGGUUCCACACCAACAAAGUAUCAUUAAAUCAGUUGUGAAGCAUGGUAGCUAAAGGAGGAAGCUCAGAGCUCACAUCUUCAACCUGAAGCAUGUAGCAAGGAUGUGGGAACUAGAACUGGCAUGCAGAUAUAAACUCUCAAGCUCACCUUCAAUGACAUAUUUCCUCCACCAGGGCAGCAUUUGUUAAAUCUUUCCAAAUGAUCCCAUCAACUGAGAAGGAUUAAUUUCUCUGACUCCAAACAUACAUACUUGUUUGCUCUUAUAUGAAUCAAACCACAAUAAGGAAAAACUGUAGGUAAGCCUUUAGGUAUCUUAACAUUGUUGUUACAGGAAUGAAUGCUUACACAAGGAAAACAUUCUUGAGUAAAUUGCAUUUGUUUAAUAAUUUGUUUAAUUUUAAUUAUGUUCUAUCAGUGUAUUUUUAUAUGGCUUUAUGCACGUACAUGUUGGUUCUGAAGAACCCCUGGGGUAGUCCUGGAGCAGGAAUCACAGAAUGUCAUAAAAACCCUGAUCCUUGGUUGUAGAAAUAAACUUGUCUUAAAUGUUUGGCCAUGCCUCUAGCCCUGUAAAUAUUUGAAAGCAUUCAUUAUGUUGACAUCAGGUAAUAAGAAAAACCUUCACACACGAGAAAAAUCCUAUUCCUACAAAGGUAAAGAUUUUGACAUCACAUUCAAUCACCAGAAAAAUUAUUGCUGUACCUCUUUUUCUUAAUGGCCUUGAAGAAAGUAAAUAAUUCAUGUUUAUGCAAAUUUGAUGGUUCAUAUUUCCACAUGUGGUUUAUACUCUGAAAUUUUUGAAGUUGUUUUUGUAGUGUGCUGCUGUAUGUGUGACAAAUCUCUUUAUUAAAGCUUAUUUGAUGACCUUU